Messenger RNA from Gasterosteus aculeatus aculeatus (three-spined stickleback), 2011 nucleotides. The record is from RefSeq and is a predicted model, not a curated record. NCBI's taxonomy places the organism in Eukaryota, Metazoa, Chordata, Actinopteri, Perciformes, Gasterosteidae.
ACCAUAUUGGGUUAUGAACACACGUGGGAUUCUCACUUCUUUAUAAAGUGGUGGUACCAAGUCUGAUCUUUUGUUGUCUCAGUUUCUGUGGUGUGUCACACAUGAAAGACUCAGUGGCUCUUAUUGGCACUGAAGAAUUGAACAUGGUUAUUUUCAAACUGCUUAUUUUCACUUUAAUUUUUUAUGAAUUUACUGUGGAUUUGGAUGCUGGGAUAACUUGCUCAAAAGGACAAAGAGUAACUAGAAGUGGGACUGGUUGUGAAUCCUGCCCCAUUGAAGCUUUCCAGCCUGAAGAGAAUGAUUCCCAAGUCUGCAAAGUAUGUACAAAGUGUGAAAGCGAAACGGGAAGUGUUGUUAAAGAAGAGUGCACAAAAGAGACAAACACAAAAUGUCAGUGCCGUGAAGAAUUUGUUCCCUGGGAAAGGGAUUCUUCCUCUUGCAAAUGUAGAAUUGGAUUUGGGCUGCAACUUGAAGGUCGUAAAUGUUCAAAAUGUGAAGAUGGAUAUUUCACUACACAAAGCAACUCGCAGUGCAAAAAGUGGAAAGAAUGUAAAUGUGGAGUGAAAACGAAUGGAACAAGGUCCUCAGACGUCAUCUGUAAUGAGCUCCAAGGGUGCACAACCAGUAACAUCCCUACACCAAGUGCCAACUAUCUCACUACACCCCCCACAUCAAACAAAAUGGUCUCUCUAAUUGCACGCCUAACAUCCCCCCAUCCUCAUGAGAGGGCACAUACUGAGAGAAUACCUACGGGCACCACCACCACCAUGGCCGCUCCAGGACACACAGUCACCCACAUCGGGUUGGCCCUCGUCAUACUUGGAAUUAUUGGACUGCGUGUACUGACCGCUGUGACCUGCAAACUGCACGUCACUCCUCAACCUGCCGUGCCAAAUAAUGACUCACUGUGUCGGAGACCAGUUGAGGAAAGUGGCGAGAGCAGUCUGUGCUCUGUCAAACGGAAUCCAGGGGAGCACUGAGGUGUCAAAUCAACCUGCCAGCGAAGACUGUGAAAUAUUGGAUCAGAUAAUCAGCACACAAAUUAUUAACGACCACUUAACUUUUGCUUGAAUUGUUGGUUUUACAUUAGAAGAUAGCCACUUCAGAAAGGCUGUCUGAAUUUUAGCAGGUGUAUGAAUGGUCAAUAUUUGACUUUUGUUUGUUCAGUUAUCAUUGAAUAUCGUGCAAAGUAUGUGAAAGAAACAACCUUACAGAUCAUGCAACUAAAAUAGUGUUGUAUACUAACAAACCGCACUAAAAUGCACAUAUGAUGUACAUGUAUUCUGAUGCUUUUUCAUGUCUCGUCACUUCAUAUGUUGUGAUCUGGUUUAAUGGGGCAAGUGACACUAGUCUAAGAAGUACAUAGUCUGAACGGCGUUGUAGUAAAGGUUGUAGCAAUCAAUAACUAUGAUAAUGAACGGGUGGAGAGCUUGAGAUGAAUACGUUUUACUAUUUCUACAUAUUCUGUCUGUUUCCAUUUUUUCCCUGUUUUGAUGAUUUAGUUCUGUUCCACCAGUGGCGGAUCUUCAAAGCUGAGAAUACAGCUCUCAGCAGCGUGCGGGGGUUGGGGGAGAUCCCGUACUGCCUCUUUUUCCCCAUAGCAGCAUACGUGCUCUUAUGCUUUCAUUGCAACCACUGGAAAAAUGUCGUCUAUACCUUGUAAACUCAUAAUUUCUAUUCACUAAAGUUUCGUUAAGAAACCAGAUAAACAAGCCUUCAAAUCACAGGUGGCUUGUUGUGUAUCUGACGGGUUCUGUCUGACUAAAUCUACUAGGGAAACCUAAUUUGAUUUCAGCUCACUGAUUCCUCUGACAGUGUCCUCUGUUGGAACAAACAUUUCUUACUUAAAAACUGUUGUGAAUAAAGUAUCCAGAUCAUCUUUUUAGGUACAAGUGUCACUACAACAAUGUAAAGGCACCGAUGACUUAGUAGUAAAAUGUGGACGUGAAAGUAUGAAAAGUAAAAUAUCUGUAAAAUAAAAACAAAGUCGCUGUCUGACUGAUAUUGUAAA